Molecule: messenger RNA, 2625 nt
Organism: Pseudo-nitzschia multistriata
Lineage: Eukaryota; Bacillariophyta; Bacillariophyceae; Bacillariales; Bacillariaceae
Source: the annotation of a GenBank genome assembly
CAAAACACAAAAAUUCCUACAUUUUCCAAAAUCACUGUUAUUUCGGAAUAAAAUCCAAGCAACGCCACCGGAACAAAAUGUAAGUUACACAUCCUCUGAAAAAAGAUCGAACACGUCAUUUCGCGCUGGUAACGUUUAGAUUGGUGAUAUAUUCGGUCCGUUUUGCCCGAAAAGGCCUUUGUUCCGUCGUUGCGGAAGACUGCGUGUGCCUGCUAGCCUUUUCUCCUGCACCCGGUCCGUGAGAAAACUUGUUGGUGAUUACGAUGGAUUAAGAUAAUUGUUUGUACUGUGUGCAUUUUGGUUCGCGUUCCUGGACCGUGAGAGACAAAAUCCAUCGUUAGCGGUGUGAUUUUCGUCUUAGGAAAUCGGCAGUCGAAAAAAAAAAAAACAUUUACCGCAGUCGUACGGUAGCGGAAGCCAAACGCGACACUUUCUUGUCGUUUCGGGGGGAUUUUUGACAUAUUAUUUGUUUGUACGCUCUGAGUGUGUGUGUGUGUGUGUGCGUGCGAACAAAAAGACAUGAUUUGUGUGUGAAAUCACACCUGUUAUUUCUUUUGUGUUCGGGUGAUGAAUCAGGAGCCAGUCAUACGCCAACCGCACCAGUACUGCUCCUACUAUUCGGUACAUGCACUAGCAUUUUGUAUGCGCGCUCUCGUCAAACAAUCUGCAACUCCAUCCAUUUUUUACUACGACUAGGAGUGCUGCAAAGUACGGGCGCAGCCAACUCGUACAGUCCUACACACAAUGCUGGCUACCUUUCUGUUUCACGAGCUACCCAUGGUUCUGCGCAUCAUAGACUUCGUAGCAUUUUCUACUUCGCUUCUACGUACCGCAAUGUUGGACCAAAACCUGCGAACACGCGCGCAAUCCUAGGCAGUGCGAGUACCAGACGCAUCUUCGUGGGGGGUUCGUCAGAUUCGUUAUUGAUUUUACGGUUAAAUUUGUGUCCCUUCCGACCGGAACGCUCGAUUUGAAAACAUCACGCGUUUCACUCACGCUGCACGUCUUCUCCUUUUCCCGCAAUUUUUGUGUUCCUCAAUACAGAAUUCGAAAACACUAUCAGCGGAUUGCACAAUACAGAAACCGAAACCAUGACGGAUGUCGAAGACUUUGAAGAUAUGGAAGACUCCAUGGAUAUGGGGUCCAUGGAAUUCGCAAGUGGCGAUGACGGCGGUGACGAUGUCGACGCCGAGGUAGUGGUGGAUGACAACGACGGGGAGGAGGAGGAGGAGGAGGAAGAAGAAGAAGUUGAUCUGGACGAAUAUGAAGACCAAGACGAAAACGGAGAUCAGGAAGAGGACGCCGAGGCGGCAGACGAAGAGGAGGAUGCAGAUACAGCAGACAAUGCCGAAGACGAAGAGGACGACGACGAGGUAGAGGCAGAAGAGGGCGAGAGCGAAGCUGAGGGAGAGCCCGAGGAAGAGGUGGAAGCGGAAGAAGAAGAUGCCGAAACAGCCGAGAACGCAGAAGAAGAGGCCGACGACGAGGUAGAAGUGGAAGCCGAAGAAGACGACGACGAGGUAGAGGUGGAAGAAGAAGACCCGGAUACAGCAGAUAACGAAGAAGACGAGGACGAUGAGGAGGUAGAAGCCGAAGAGGAGGCAAACAAUACAGAAGACGAAAACAAUGACGACGAAGAUGAAAACGACGAAGAGGCAAACAAUACAGAAGACGAAAACAAUGACGACGAUGUUGAUGAAGACGAGACAGACAAUGACGAAGAAAAUGAUAGUGAUAGCGACGGCGGCGACGACGACGACGAUGAAGAGUUAGGGACAAAGGCAUUGUUGGGUCCAGAAAUCAGAGAUGACGAAGACGCAGCUGUUGACUUCGUCCCGGAAGAAGUUGAUGACGAGGACGAAGACAUGGACGAUGAUGACGAAGACGACGAGGCGGACGAAGAAGGUAAGAAAUUGACAAUGACUAUCUGUCUUUUGAAAUAAAUUUGCAGUGGAGUGUUUCACUAAAAAAAAUGUUAUUGAAAUUUCGUAGACGACGAUGCAUCGGACGACGAUCAAGACGGACCGCAACUGAAGAAACAGAAGACUAGUUGAUUCCAAUGGAAAUUUCAGAUAUUGGGGGGAAUACAUCACAAGAAGGCUUUCGUUGCCUGUCGAAGUGUACUAUGAGGGAAACCGACUCGGGAUGAAAAAUGUAAUGCUUAAGGAAUUCUUUACGGGAUCAAAUCAAUAUCCACGUUUUAUUUUUCAAGAUCAAUCUACUCUAGUGCGACGAGUUGAUCCAGUAGUCGGACUACAAGGCAAGCCAGAGACACACUUAGUCUCGCGAUGCACCCUCCUCCACUGCUUCUUUCUCUCGAGGUUAUGUAAUAUGCACCUCCAGUUUGGUACGACUCAACGAUAGCAUUGUAGCGACACUAAUGCACUUCGGAUUGAUCUGUUUUCACGGAUCUCUUCGAAUUUUGCCGUAGGCGCAAACGAAGCCCAGGGUCGUUAUCGGCCACGCAAUGUUGGGGAUGUUGAAGCAAAUGGGACUGUCUCGCAAGUACAAGCAAUACUUGUGUCCGACAGAAGCUUUAUAACUUUUAAGGAACCUAGUUCUUGCAUUCAUUUGUAUCCUUGUUCGAUACUAUACCGGUGUCUAGAAGAAAUUGUUGAUCGUAAU